GAGGAGGGAACUUUACGUAUGAAACCGGCCAAACUACUCUGUUCAACGGUCGCGCGGUGGCGCGUGUUUUCGUUUAUUUUCCAAGUCAGUAGACGGCCCCACCUUUGUUCAAUUGUUUUGAUACGACUUUAUCAAACAAAAUAUUUCUUUUUUAAAACAAAGAAGUCCUUGAUUUUACGAUUAUGUACCUAAAUAUUUCUGAAUAAAACCUACCAUGUCUUGUAGAUACUACUUCUUAGUGCAUAGUUACAUACCUGUUCAGUGUUUGCCGAGGUGUGUUAGGUGCUAAGACUCGAAAAGACAGCAGUUAGAAUGAAAUACUAUUAGCUACUCAAUUCUUAACAUUAAGAAUGUAUUCUAAAGAGAUGGGAGUGCAAAAGAGACAUAGCCAGUUUAGUGACACAAAAUAUAAGUGGCGGACUGUGUUCAUAGUGUGCUUGUGCUUUGUGUGGUGUAACGGGCAGGAGAUGCGGUUGGGAGAGAAGGAUCCAUACUUGGUGAACAAAUCGUUAGGGCUCACAGAGUUGUCCGGUGGUGUUUUAGCGGGUGGAAGAACAGUUUGGAAGGCUGAUGGUAGUCCAUAUCUUCUCCGUGAUGAUCUGCUAGUAGAAAGGGAUGCCGAAUUGGUGAUAGAAGCAGGAGUUGAAGUCAAAUUUGCACCAAUGAUUGGCAUAACCGUACGCGGUCAAUUGGUUGCAAUUGGAGAACCUGGUAAAAACAUAACGUUCACAAGCACAGAAGAACCACAGAAGCAACCGAGGCCAUUUCCAGACAUCCGACUUGUGGAUGGACCGUCGAUAUUAGCAGGAAGAGUUCAACUCCGUCACAGAGGACAAUGGAGAUCUGUUUGUACAAAUUCAAGAAAUUGGACCAUCAACGACAUGGAAACGGCGUGCAGGCAAUUAGGCUUCAUGGGCGGAACGUUUUACAACUGGAUGGAUCGGCAGGCAGGCCGUCGGGCACGACUCUUACUCGAGGAACCCAAGUGUAAAGGCACUGAGUAUGACCUCUUUCAAUGCGACUGGAAUUCGAGACAACUAGGAUCUGGUGUUUGUGACUUUCACCCCGACCUCGGCAUCCAAUGCUUGCCACAUCAUGACGAUAAUGAGUUAGGACAUUCAGGAAUCCACUGGAGAGGCAUACGAUUCGAAAAUGCAGUUUUUGAAAGGAUUCUCACCGCCUCAAAUACUCUCUACGUUCCAACAUCUAUGUCUAGACUAGUGCACGUUGCUAUAAGAAAUGCAGGAAUGGGAAGAGAUAACAAUGCAACAAGUGCUUUAGACAUAAUAGGCGUACCACCAAUGAUGGUGGAAAUAGAAGUAUCAAACUCCGCAUUCAAUGCUAUAAACGUCACCGCACCCAACGCUCCAAUUAUGAUAAAUAACUGCACAAUACAAAACAAUAGAGGUUACGGUGUAUAUGUUAAUUCGACUUAUGGCAUGACAAAGAUCGAGAAUUGCCUGAUUCACGACAAUGGUGGGGACGGAGUCAAAUACGUAGUACACGAAAUGAAUAUAGACGAGAAGUUUGAUCGUAGUGAAAUAUUCGACUUAUGUACGCUCGCAUCUACACCGAGCCAAACUUUUCCUAUUCAGAUGUCUAUCGAGCAGUCGAGGUAUUCAAAUGCAGAAAGAGAUUGCAACCAAAAGUUUUAUACUCGAUCCGAUCAUGUACUUACUCUCAGUUUUUUAAAGAUAGUGACAAAUAAAAAUGAUACCGGUGAAAUUUUUGUUUACGAUGGCUUAUCAACAAAUGAUAAACUUUUGCUAACAUUCAGUAUUAGAAAUAAUACACGACCACAAAGUGUUACAUCAACGAGAAGCCGAAUGCACGUUAGAUUCCAUGCCAACACCAGAACUGAUAUUGUUGGCUUCCUGAGACUAACAUCUGGAAUCAGUAAAACUUACGAUUUGAAUGUUACAGACACAAUAAUUUCAGAUAAUAAUGGUAGAGGUGUUGUAAUAGAAAAUCUUCGAUCCCAAAUUCAUAUUCACCGUACAUCGAUAUCAAAUAAUAAUCAUGUUGCUGGCCUACAAGUAGUUAGUGGUGCUGGAGAUGUGAACGUUACUGAAAGUAGAAUAUCAUUCAAUCAAGGUGACGGCGUCAAUAUUACUGUAACAGGCGGUAAUCGAAAUAUCUCAAGAAGUACAAUAAGCUCAAAUCAAGGAUAUGGUAUCGCUGUUUGGAUAAACAACACUCAAGAAACCGAGUAUGUGCCAUUAAAUCAAACAACAGUUGUUGAAUAUUCUGAAAUAUUUAAGAACCUUGAAGUAGGCAUUUUACACGGAAACUUUUGUGGAGAGAGUUGGGUUAAUGUUACAGGGAAUUGGUUCAAUGCAAGUGUCGAAAGCACAGUAGACAUAUCUACGUGCUGGAGAUUAAAUGAUCCUAUAAAACUGCUCAAUUUACAGAUAGGGCAUAAUAGAUUCUAUCAAAAUCUACGGGUACCAAUAAGAAUUCAACCUGCGCUUAAUGUCAUUGGAAGAAUUGAACAGAAUUAUUUUGAACAAGGUGAUUAUGGUGCUAUUGCUAUUUUGAAUAGAAUCAAAGGAAUAUACCUCGAAGAAUUUGAGAUGUUACCUGCAAGAUUUCUUAUACAGCAUAAUUAUUUUUAUGGUAACAAAGGACCUUUUGUGGUAAAUCUUGGCCUAUCGCCUUACAGUGAUCUUCAAUACAUAUUAUUUUCUAGGAAUUUUCUAAGAGAUAAUAAAAUAAGGGAAACAUUUGAACCAAUAGAAGGCUUGUCUUCCAGACUUAUUCCGAGAAGCCGGGUUGCAGCGACUAUAGUUCUAGCUUCAAGUAAUAUUGAUGUUUACAGAAAUAUAAUAAAUAAUCCAGAAGCUCAAUAUGAAAUAGGAUCACAUGUAGAGGAUCAAAGUAAAAUUCUCAAUUGCACCUAUAACUGGCUAGGAUAUGCUGAAGAAGAAAAAGUUUAUAAUAGAUUAUUUCAUCGAAAAGAUAGAUAUAAUUUAGCGAAAAUCAUUUAUAUGCCUUAUCUACUUCAUAAUAGCAAUCCUGGUGCAACACAAAUAAAUUAUAAUUCACUCUAUGUGCCUCAGUUUAACAUUCCGGGUUCUUCAGUAGUCGGCGGUGAGGUGGAAGGAAUAGAAAUAAUUAGACAAGGAGAAUACGAUGUAGAUAAGGAUAUUAAUAUCCGUCCGGGUGGAAGGUUAAUCUUACAAUCUGGAGUCACAUUGAAGUUUCCACCUGCAAUAGGUAUUAUGGUUGCUGGUAAAAUUGAAGCAAGAGGAAAAAGACCCAAUGAUAUUGCGUUCACAUUGAAAGAAGAAUUCACUUUGACAAAUGAUAGUAUCUAUGAAAUUGAUUCCGAAAUUGAACCUACCACACCAGGUUACCAGGAACCGAUUGUGCCAAUAAGACUUUUAGGUGGGAGAACACCUCACGAAGGAAGGUUGCAAGUUCGUAUUGAUGGUAAAUGGGGAACAGUGUGUAAUUAUGGAUGGAAUAUACAAAAUGCAGCUUUAGUAUGUAAUCAAGUUGGCUUAGCUUUAAAUCCAAGUGAUUGGUUUUUGGAACCUAUUGAAAUACCAAGUGCUGGUAUGACAGAAGAUAUUAUUUUAUCUAAUGUGGAUUGUACGGAAUUUGAUAACGAUAUAACCAAAUGCAGAGCAGAAACAGUUGAAAGUUUUGAAAAUUCUUGUACUCAUGAUAAUGAUGUCGGUGUAAGGUGCUAUGAAACCAGUUGGGCGGGAGUCCGAUUUAGCGUUAUUGCCGAGAGAGCUGAUUUACAAUACGUAAGUAUUGAAAAAGCAGGUCUUUUAGAUUAUUCAUCUAACUCAUUUAAACCUGCUCUCCAAAUAGAUUUUGCGCGACACAGUCUAGAAAGUGUUAAAGUUGCUAACAACUACGAUGAUGGACUAGGAAUACUGUACUCCGAUUUAUAUGGCGUUGAUGCGAUUAAUACAGUGCGAAAUUCUGAAUUUAGUAAUAACAGAGGUAGUGGAAUAAGCUUAAAGCAGUUGGGUCUAAAAGUGUAUAGCUCUAUUAUUGAGAAUAAUAAUUUAGCGGGAAUUACCCACAAUCCACAUAUAACAGGACCCCAACAAAGAGAACUAGCAGGUUGGUUCAAUUUGGAUCCUGGGUUUAACAUGGAUGAAUCUAAUUAUCGGCCAAUAAUGAUACCCGAAUAUGAGACCGACAUAUCUUUAGUAAAUGGAGAAACAAGACAUAUAGUUUUUACAAAACACUAUGGUGAAAAUAUUGCAAAAACGUAUAACAUAAAAUGCAACCCUGGAUUCGUUCUUGGACUUCAACUGUUAAAUCCAAUACACAACUUCUCCACUGAAAGUAUAUGUAUAUACGAUUCGCAAAACAUUAACGAAGCCAGCGUUGUAUGGUGUCUGGAUCGUGAUUUAUCCACCUUUCCCACAACAAGUAUAACUUUUGGAGUUGUAUUAAAAUACGAAAGUGGUUUAAGGGCUUUAGGCAAUGUAGUGCUAGUAGUAACUGCAAUUGAAGCGCCUAUACAAAAUGUUAGAAAUAGAAUUAUAAGCGGCCCCAUUCCAACCCUUCAAGUCGUUAAUACAAAAAUCAAAGGUAAUACAAAAGGCAUUAAAGCUUCAUAUUAUAACCGCUUUUUAAAUGAAAUUGGUGACCACUUCUUACGCAAAGCUAAUGAAACCAUGAAAAUAUUUAACUGCGAAAUAUCACAUAAUACAGAAGAAGCAAUUUAUAUCAAUACACCUUUUUGGGAUAUUCAUGAAAGCAACAUAACAGAGAUAACAUUAAUGAUAAACAGCAGUCUGAUCACAGACAAUGGAAAAGGUAUACAUCAUUUUGCCCGAGAUUUAAGAAGCUCCAAUAACUUAUAUCAUUAUGUAAUGCAAGAUAACACUUUUGAAAGAAAUAAAUAUGGAGGCUUCGACAUAAGUUUGCCAUAUGUCUGGAAAUAUAAUGAAAACUUAACUCAUUCGGUUUAUUUGCAUAACAACACUUGGCGUAAUAAUAACAAAUUUGGAUUUGUUAUAGAUGGGCAUUUUGCCUUAGUUAACAUAACGAAAAAUAGUUUCACCGAUAAUAACUGCAAGACGGGUCUCAUUUCUAUUCGAGGAAUGGAAAAGAAAAUGAAAAUAGAUGGAAAUUUAAUAGAACGAAAUAAUGGACAGUUCAUGGUGCAGUUUUUUAUGGACAGUCAAAGUGAAAUAAUGGGAUUUGUAUACGCAGUCUUUGUGUAUAAUCAAGUUAAGAACAAUAAAUAUGAAAUGUUACUAAAUCGUGGUGCAUUAACGAGAAGUCUUGAACCUACAUAUGUUAUAGGAUUUAAGGGUAUUCAGAAGAUUAAAGUUACUAGAAAUCUUUUUGGAAAUAAUGCUUUACAAUAUACGUUAGUAGCUGGUAUUCGAACUGCUAAAAUCAAUAAUUUGCUCGAUGUUGUUGAAAACUGGUGGGGUAGUGCUGAUGAAAAAGAAAUAAGAAAUCAAAUAUUUGACUUUGAUGAUUGGAAUAAUCACGCAGUUGCAACAUAUUUACCGUAUUUACUCGAAGAUAGUUUUGAUUCUAGUGUGUCUGCAACGUUUAGUCCUGAAAGUACUGUUAACUUAGAUGAACUUGGUGGACGAUUGACAUCAGAUCUUACAUUAGACGCGCGUAUCACGCCUUACAUAAUUAAAGCAGAUAUAACAAUAAUGCCAGAUGUUACUCUUACAAUUAAUCCUGGAGUUGUUAUGGAAUUCGCUCCAAAUGUUGGUAUACUUGUAAUGGGCACCCUCCACGCACUUGGUCAUAGUCAGUUACCAAUUUUCAUGAAAUCUAAGUCAUUAUUUUCUAAUGGGGAAGCCAGUAAAAUGGAGAAAAGGGACACCAGCUGGUAUUCGUCAAGACACCAUAAACAUAGACGGCAGUUAGAGACACUGAUUGUUCAGGACUCUAUUAGGUUAUGUACUGGUAGAAACUGUUCUAUCAGUGAUGAAACUAUGGAGCGAAAAAAUGAAGGUUUCUUAGAAUAUUAUAAUAGAACUACAUUACAGUGGGUCCCUAUGUGCGAUAAUCGAUUUACAGAACGAAAUGCUCAAGUAGUGUGCCGAGAGCUAGGCUUUGAUCCAAUUAACGUAUUUUUUGCACACGACAGACGAGUGGAAUAUCAUAGUAAUUCGCUCUCUCGUAUAUGGUCAUGGCCCGAACCAUUACAAUGCGUUGGCACAGAAGAACAUUAUGAAGACUGCCCAAUUCGUCUUAAUGGUCAACUUUACGGACAUCGGCAUGAAUGCAAAUGGGAUUCUGAUUUUAUAUUUAUUCAUUGUGGUUCAAGAAAUCUAGACGAAAAUCUUGACUAUUGGGGUGGAAUAAGGUUUACUAAUCCAGAGUUUGAAUAUUCUCUCUACGAACAUAGAAUUCAUGAUCACCAUACACAUGAGACCUUAAAAAAGGCUGAAAGUCAAUUAAAGCACUUGCAAAUUAUUGGAGCGGGUAUAUUGCAUAAUGAAAAAUCCCCUGCUAUUCAAAGUGUCAUAAAAAAUCCAAGCAUUGAAAAUGUCAACAUAAGUAAAUGUGCACACCAUGGCAUUAAUUUGAUAUCACCCACGGAUACAAUGAGUGUAUCUUUCAACUCUAUAAGUGAUAUAUUAGGAGAAGGAGUCAGUGCUAUAUCUUUGAACGGCGAAGGUAGAGAGUCAGAAGAAUCGAGCUUCACACCUUUAAGAGACCUGAACCUCCCUUAUCAUUUGUUUUCUAUGAUUGACAUAUGUGACAGUUCGAAAGUUAUAUCUGUAGAAGAAAGGGUACUUAUUUAUUACAAAUACGACAACAAUCCAGUAAACUGUGUAAAAAUUUUCAAGAGCAUGUUCAGAGUAAAGCCUUUUGGGUUUAGGCUGCUACAGUUCAAUUUAUUCAAUCAUACUCUUAACUAUGGAAAACGAGAUUCAAUCACACUUUACGAUGGAGACAUUUACAAUAUAACAGCGCCUCAGAUUGGCUAUUUAGAAAAUGGAUCGACCAAUGAAAAGAAGCUAUUUAGAACCGAAAGCGCAAGUUUAAGUGUCAAACUGUUCGCCAACGGUGCUUCCGCAGUGCACGGAUUUAUUGCUGAAAUUGUCACGCUCCCUAUAUCGGCUAUUGGGUUUAAUCGUGACGUCCAGCAUAAUAUAUCAAACACAGAAUUUAUCUAUAAUCGCGAUGGUGCUAUCACAUAUCAAUCUGUUGGAGAAGUCAAUCCUUUAGUGGCCAUCUCUAGGAAUGAGAUCUCUCAUAACUGCCUUAAACUUUACGGAAAUUUUACAACAUGCCAAGCUGCUGUAAGAGUAGAUGUACAGAACACACAAACUUUAGUUUUUAGAAACAAUUUAGUGCGCCAUAACGUUGGUGGAUUACUAGUCAGAGCCGAUUCAAGAAGCUCAGCAACUUCACUACGCGGUUGGAUUCACAACAACUUAUUUUUGUCAAACCACGACCUCCCAUGUCUUAAAGUUGAAGGACGUCAAUCGUCGCCGUACCAAGAAGUAACAAUCUAUCGUAAUUAUUUUACCCGAAACCGAGCGAACUAUACAGACAUCAUUGUGCUUCGCCAAGUGGUAUCAAAUUUCACGCAUAACUACGUACACCGAAAUACUGGGCUCAGGAUUUUGGAAGUGUCUGGAUUCCACAAAGUGCGCUUGCCGAUCUACCAAACGACAUCACAUAAUGGUUUUUAUAGAAAUUAUGCCUUAGAUCGUGAUGGUAGGGCCACAGUAGUGGCCGGAACAGCUGGCCAGCAUUACGUUGAUAACAUCUUCUUUAACCCCGACAACGAUUACGAGAUGAUUACUGUCAACAGAUCCAUCUUUGUCGAUUUUAACCCAAACCAUAUGAGCGCACUCGACUUAUGGCGUACACGUAUAGACGCGAAACAUAACUACUGGAGUUACAACGAAAGCCUUGCUGUAGCGGGCCGUAUCAGAGACCAGUCAGACAACCCUUUGCUACUUGAAGUGGAUUAUAGGCCAUACUACAUGAACAAUCAGACUGUGUUGGGAGGAGGGAAGUGCCCACCAGGAUGGGAUCCAGUAGCCGGAACCUGCUAUAUGUACGUGGGUGCUCCCAUGACAUAUGAAGAGGCGAGGCUUUUCUGCUUGUCUGACAACUCUUCCAUGCCAUACGUGACCGGUAACUACGACGUACUCUACGAAUUCAUACAACGUCAGAACCAAUGGUUUCAAUAUGGAGACAGGGUGUGGGUUAAUCAUAUCGACUAUGUCACUCAGUGCACGUCUUUCGCUUUCUCAAAUGUUGAGAUUACGGAUUGUAAUCAGAAGAACACUUUCAUCUGUGAAAUCGAUCCAAAGAUAACUAUCGAUCCGAUGUCGUGGCGUGGAGAUACAUUAGCCGUGGCAUUCGUUGGAGUACUUAUUGCAGCGGUUGUUUUAGUCGGGGCUGCACUUAUCUGCUGGUAUUCCAAAUCAAAGCACAGACAUCUUCAACGAUUGGAACGACGAAACUCUAUUAGACAAUCCCUACACUCUGUCCGCUCGAUCGGCAGCAUUAAUGGAGGAUUCCCUGAUACGCCUUACAGAAGGAAAAUGACCCAAAUGAGUACCCGCUCAACCGAUACUCUAACAAAAGGCUCGGACUACAGAAAGAUGCUCGCGUCCACAGCGUCUAUGGAGUCAAUGGAAAAAAGUCAGUUCAACUCCUCCAUAGAAGACACCCAGAGCUUUGACAUUUACGAGGCGCAUAACCCAAAUAAUAUCAUCCAACUGAAGCACAGCACAUUCAACAAGAAACCAGCUUCACCAGAAUACAGUGUACCACAGAACGUAAAGUAUGACCUGGCGUAUAAAAACGAAGGUUACAGAGAGAAUUCCGGUGCAAGCGCUGCACCGUCUAUGAAUACUGUCGCCACUGAGGAAUUACCUAUUAUACAUCAUCCAGGUGGUUUAACAUCCCCACAGGAUGAUGAUACGUUGUCGCCAACUAGCGAUUCACAAUAUUUUACCUCGGAUACUCUACCUUUGAGAGGUAUCGAUAAAUCGGAUGAUCCGAUAUUCUUCAAACAGGAAUUAGAGAGGGAGGGGAAGAUAUUUGGGCCAUAUGGAGCGCCGAAUCAUGGCGGGCAGCCGAAGUUAUCGUUCUUGAUGGAGUUGAGACAAAAGUUGCCGGAACAACCUCAACCUGGAGCUAUGCCAACGACUACGUUUGGACAGAGGAAUGUUACAGAUGAACCUCAAUACUAUGACGAUAGAUUACCAAGUCCACUACAAACACCAGAUUAUCCUUACGACACUUCUCCACACUCUUCCCCUGACCUCUCAUAUCCCUCCGACUUCCACUCUCGCUCACGAUCCGAAGCAUUACUAGAAACGAAUUUCGAUUUCGAGGACUCGCAAAUGAACCCUCCAAUCUCAGAAGACAGCCGAUCUCAUAGUCAACCCUUGGAAACUGCUAUGUAGGGACUAAUAAAAUAACCAAAAAUCUAUUUUAAUCGUUAUUUUCUAGCAACAGGGUCGAAUAUUGAAUAAAAUGUAAAAUAUGACGUCAUCUUUCAAUUUGUUUGAAAAGGGUAAGUAGUAAAGAUUAUUUUACCCUAAUUGCCGCGUUUAAAGAUUAUAUUAUUUUUAAAACCACCGUCAUAGUAAUGUCAAAUAACCGUCUACCAGUGUGGCCUUUAUAUUAAACAAAUUAUAUAUAUAUAUUUUUGAAAUAUUUACUUUAUUUAAAUAGGAUUAAUGUAUUAUAGCCAUUGACAUAAAUAAUACAUUCUUUGUAUAUUGUCUAUUGUAAUUUUGCCUGAUAUUUAGAUUUUAAGUAAUGAAAUGUAACUAGGUAAACAUAAGUUAAGGGUGCAUUCAAAUUAGCCGCAAUGUCCCAGCAAACAACAGCGUAGCGCUGUCUUAAGAGUCAAGUAUACUCGUAUACUUAAAUAUUUUUGUUAUAUUUUUUACCUACAAUGCUUUAGCUUUUGGUAGAAGGAAAUUGAAAAUCAGAAAUACCGGGUUUGCGACUCUGGUCGUAUCAGGUGAUGUAAGAUCAAUUUUUUUACACGGUAUAGUUUUAUAUGCGAAAGUGACUCCUCGAUUGCUAGUAAGCAAAUUUUGUACUAAGGCUAGGUACGGACCUUGAGUUUAGGAAUCAGUUCUCAGUAGUUCUCAGUUCUAGACAGAAGUUAGGUAAUUUGGCCGAUAUAAUUAGUGUGAACGUAUCGAGCCCUAUUAUUCUCACUAGUAUUUGACAGAAGGCCGACUGGCGCAGUGGGCAGCGACCGAGUCCGUGGCCUUGGGUUCGAUUCCUAUAGCUGGAACAUGUUCGUGUGAUGAACAUGAAAUCAAU
Messenger RNA from Pararge aegeria (speckled wood butterfly), 10257 nucleotides. RefSeq names its product protein bark beetle (gene bark). Gene Ontology annotation, cellular component: membrane. The record is from RefSeq and is a predicted model, not a curated record. The coding region runs from base 351 to 9380 and encodes 3009 amino acids. NCBI's taxonomy places the organism in Eukaryota, Metazoa, Arthropoda, Insecta, Lepidoptera, Nymphalidae. The transcript has 15 exons.